Molecule: messenger RNA, 1508 nt
Organism: Oryzias melastigma (Indian medaka)
Lineage: Eukaryota; Metazoa; Chordata; Actinopteri; Beloniformes; Adrianichthyidae
Product: immunoglobulin lambda-1 light chain-like
Exons: 6
Coding region: 275-1267 (330 amino acids)
Source: RefSeq, a predicted model, not a curated record
AUGUGUUUGAGUGUUUGUGCAUCAUGUGACCCAGAUUGUCUUCAUCUGCUGUCAGAUUCAAAUCAGGAAGAUGAAACCACACAGCAGCUUCAGCUGAGCUGUCAGUCUGCAGCAGCAGUCUUCUCUGUGAGCUGCAGGGGCUGAUGGGAGCUUGGAGGAGGAGUCACAAAGCACGUGGUCCUGCUGUCAUCUCACAGCUCGUCCUUCUUUGUCCUCAGCUGCAUCAGAACACCACUUCUCCUCAGGUUCACCAGAGGAAACACGGCUGAACAAAAUGCUUUUCCUCCCAGCUGCUGCUCUGUGCUGUCUGUGUUCAGCACUGGUUACCAUGGCAGCAGAACUCAUUCAGGAGGAUUUAACAUUGACCAGGAGAGUUGGUCAAAGUGUCUCUUUCAGCUGUGGAGGAACUCAGGAGUGUGAUCAAGACUACAUAUUCUGGUACCAGAAGAAAGAAACAGAAACAUUCAGACUGAUUCUUGAUAUUGAUAGAAGCAAUGGUGCAUUAGAUACAAGGUAUGGUCAUCCUCAGAAAGACGAAUUCACUGCUGAAAAUACACAAACAGAAUGUGAAUUGAAGAUCAAUAAAGUUAAAGUGGAUCAUUCAGCCUCCUAUUACUGCAGCUGCUGGAAAGAGGAUCCGGGCUAUUGGUACUACUACCUCAUCUUUGGAUCUGGAACUGGACUGUUUGUAUCGGAUGAGUCCGUAGUGAAGCCCGUGGUGAGCGUGUACCCAGCAGCAUCCAGAGUCCCUGUGGAGAGGGGCAGCUCCCUGCUGUGUCUGGCCUCAGCCAUGUUUCCUCCUGUGGUCCAGUUCUCCUGGAAAAGACAGAAGAACAACGGACAACCAGAGAACCUUCCUUCUACUGGGACAGAGCAGCUGGAUCUCAGAGAGUCUGGACGCAGCGCCUCCAUCCUGCUGAUCCAUCAGCAAGAGGACAGCUCCUAUAAAUACAUCUGCUCCGUCAAACAUGAGGGGGGAACAGUGGAGGUCCAAACACAACAAGAGUUUGCUGCACUUCCAGCUGCAGGUUCCACAGCAGCUCUAACAUCCCAUCCAGCAUCUUCCAGCAUUCUAGCAGAGGGAACAGCCUCUGUUCCUCCUCUGGACCUGGUGAAGCUGUCCUUCCAGUCUGAGUGCAGGGUGAAGCUGCUCUGCCUGCUGUACACAGUGCUGAUAGUGAAGAGUCUGGUGUACUGCUGUGGACUCUCUCUGCUGAUGAUCCUCAGAAACAAGGGAGCAUCCACCAACUCCAAACAUGCUGACUGACUGUUUUCUGAUCCUCUUUUCUCUCCAUCAAAUCUCAUCCUUUCAUCUCAUUCAUCACUUUGAUCACAGCUCUCUAAUGUUCUUAAUGACUUGAUACAGAUUCUUCAUCAAACUGUGUCAGUAGAUGUUUUAUGAAGAUGUUACAUUGAUUUCUCCUUUUUCAUUUUAAUAUUUUUUAUACACAGUGAUCCAUCUUCUUUAAAUGUAACUGUGUUUAUUAAAAUAAACAUAAAUAAAAGCC